Messenger RNA from Hypanus sabinus (Atlantic stingray), 4480 nucleotides. RefSeq names its product zinc finger protein 451 (gene znf451). The record is from RefSeq and is a predicted model, not a curated record. Gene Ontology annotation, biological process: regulation of transcription by RNA polymerase II. Lineage: Eukaryota; Metazoa; Chordata; Chondrichthyes; Myliobatiformes; Dasyatidae. Gene Ontology annotation, molecular function: sequence-specific DNA binding; DNA-binding transcription factor activity, RNA polymerase II-specific. Gene Ontology annotation, cellular component: nucleus. Bases 535 to 3813 code for a protein of 1092 amino acids. The transcript has 15 exons.
GUUGCGGUCGGGGGAGCCGGAGGAAGACGGACAGGGACGGACCGAGGGUUGGCGGGUUCGGCUUGUUGUAUAUGUGUGGCGGCAGCAGUGAGGGGCAGGUGAUCGGGUUGAAUGAGGGUUAGAGGAGCGGGUGUAUGCUCUGGCCGGGCGUCUGAUACGACAGGGAGGCAACGUGACUACGGCUUGGUGCCUUCCUUCCACUGCACUAGUUAUUCACACUUCUCGGGGCUGCUCGGCGCACCGGGACGCGGCCUAAAUGUAAUGCUCGUUCCAUGAAAUCCCAGCGGCAGAAGAAGAGAUCUGGAGCUUCUCUUCACCCUUUAUUUCGGGGAGGACGUAUAAGAGGCAGUCCGCUCUGUUAGGGCGGUGCAGAGAUAGUGCUGAGCUGGUCCAAGCAGUGCAGCAUCCCAAGAAGACGAGCUGGAAGGGGCGGGGAGGUUCAGUAUUAUUACAUCUUUUUUUUGUUUAAAGUGUCACACUGUUUCAAAGGAAUUAGCUUAUUUCUAAAUAAUAGUUCUGCUCCCAAUUCCUGUCAUGUCGUCCGAUGAUCCUUUGAUAUCAGUGGGAAAUUGUGAAAGUGAAGAUGAAGUGAUAUUUGUGAGCGAACAGCCAUUGAGGCCUGUUUUGGAGUGUAUUGAUCUCUCAGAUGAUGAAGACAAUGAAGGAAACAAACAGCGCAGCAGAAGACCAAAAGAUCACAUUGAUUGGCAAAAGGCAAGAGUUUUGUCAACAUUGGACCGUGUGGCACGUCACGUAGAGGUUGAGAAGCAGCUGAAAGAAGAAAAAUGCAAAGCUUUUCAAGAGAAGGUAGAUUCCCAGCAAGCUCAUGGCUUGCAGGAGUUGGAGUUCAUUCAGGGACAAACUGCAGCAGAAGAGGCAAGAAAGUGUGUUAAUGAGUGGCUGAAAGUACCAGGACCGAAGCCUGGUGUUGUCAGUUUUGGCCGUGGCACAGUUAAAAGGCACUUGAAUGCAUCUGCGACUUGUGAUCCCAUUGACUGCCCAAUAAUGAACUGUAACAGAAAAUUUGAUAAUAGCCAUCUACUUCUAGGACACUUGAAAAGGUUUGACCAUUCACCAUGUGAUCCAACUAUUACACUUCAGGGGUCUCCAUCCACUUUGUAUAUUUGUGUCGCAUGCUGUCAGCGAUUUGUAAACCUCCAGAAGUAUGAAGAUCAUUUGGCUCUAAAGGUUGAUUCUGGGAAUGCUAAAGGUCACCGACGUGGCCUUGAACCACAGAUCUGUCAGUGCUUUGCUUGCCCGAGCUGCUAUUUGUUAUUUAACUUGAGGAAUGAAUGCUUGCAACACAUGACCAAGGCAAACCAUUUCCAUGAGAGGCAUAAACUGAGUGGUGAGCAGGGAAAGCGCAGCCCUCUUCCUUUUCCUAACUAUGCAAAGAAGCUUCUGAUCUCUUUAUGUCAGGAAGUUCCUUUCCACGUUAAGUGUACAGAUUGUCAACAGAUGCUUCGAAGCCAUAUUGAAUUGACAGCACACUUCAGGACACGAUGCAAGAGGGCUGGCCCUGUCGCCGUGUCUACAAAAGACAUUGGGCAAGUUGCUGCUAUAUUCCGAGUGAGGGGACGCUGCCUGGACUGCAACAGGCUCUUUGUGGACGACAGUCAGAUCAGUCAGCACACUAAGCAGGCCAUGCACAAAGUCCACCAGAUAGGCACCAUGGAGAAGGCCAUUUUGGAGUUCUGCCACUUCAACGAGAAGAGCAAGUUCCCCUCUGACCUCCGAAUGACCCUGGAGCAGUCCAAAGCCAGGAAGAACUCUCCCUUCAAAAGAGCUCUGGCCAAGACCUGCUCUGGCUCUGGGCAGCUCUCUGCACCCAGCUGUGCGAAGAGGAGCCGGAGGGAGUGCAGUGGUUUGCACCUGAAGGAAGAGAAAGUAGAGAGCGACAGUGGCAGAAGCAGCCCACGUGCCUACUUGUGGUUCUGUGAAUGUCACCAAUACUUCGACUCCGAGAAGGCUGUGGAGAAGCACAUAAUGUCUGCCAACGGGAUCCGCCACAAGUGCCUGGUCUGUGGCAAGCUGGCGCUUGACGCUGGCAUCAUCAGCUUGCACAUGAGUCGCAGCCACGGGGGGGCUCACCUGACCAACUAUCACUUCUGGUGCACGUGCUGCCAGGCAGAAAUGCUCCGGAGGGAGGACCUGAUGACCCACGUUAUGGAGUGCCACAGCGGUCAUGCCUACUACUAUGAGAAGGAAAUGGAUGAAGGUGAACUGGUGGUUCCCGAGCCCUCCCCAUCCAAAUCAGACUGGCAAUCAGCUGAUCUAGAUGGGAGCGAUGGUGUUGCAUGGGGCACAGAAGCCACCCAGUCUAAUGAAUCCAGGGUAAACGGCUCGUGGCAGUGCAGGUUAUGUGAGGAGAUGUUUGAGUCCGAACAGAGUGUCGCCCAGCACUGCAGCCUUUUGGCAAGUCACCAGUUCCACAAGUACAGCUGUGGGUUCUGCCAGAAACGUUUCCAUAGGGUGGAAACACUGUACCGCCACAGCCGCGAUCAGCAUAACGAUGAGCUAAACGUCAAGUAUUUCUGCGGACUGUGUGACGACAUAGAGUUUAACUCUGAAAGUGAAUUUCUCGACCAUUACAAAGCUUUCCAUAGCACUGACUACAUUUUUGUGGAGCACAGAGGUGCAACUGUGGACGAAGUUGAGGCGAUAGAGGGCUCCUCGAGGUUUUCCUGUGGCUGUCAGAUGCACUACAGCUCCAAAGAGAAGAGGGCGGAGACCAGUCGGCAGUGCAUGAAGAACCUGUUCAGCCAGGGGAAGCUGUGGUUCAGCUGCUCCUGUUCUGCAACAGCCCAGUCAGAGGAAGACAUUGAGAUUCAUCAGACAGAGUGCCAUGGGGUAAGAAGGGCUGCAACUGCCGUCAAGUGCAUCUGUGGUAAGCCCUUCAGCACGAGUGAAGGCGCCCAGAUACACUACCACAGUAAGCACUGCACAGUGCUGGAGCCACAGCCGGCUAGUUCUUCAGUGAAUGGUGAUGAUACAGCCAGCAGCCCACACGCAGGAGCUGAGCACAAUGAUACCAAGGAGAAAGUGCCAAAUUGUGAUCCCGGGGCCUCGACGAAUCACCUGACCACUAUGGGAAGCCAAGGUAGCCUCCGUGUUGCACUAGUUCGAUCCAAUGCAGCAGCUCUUCCUCAGAAGCAGAGGACAGUCAACUAUUGUACAGACAGACAUUUUAGAAAAGGUGAAAAGGAAGUCACGAUCCAGGAAGAAGAUAUUGAGCUGCCUGACUUGGACUUGCUUCGCACAAUGACACACCUUGUCUUUAUUGAUUUGGAUAACUGGGCAGGCUUCUUCAACAAUUUACCUGGACAGCUUAAUCAAGGCACAUUUUUCUGGGGCUUUCAAGGUGGAAAGAAUAAUUGGAAAGCACCGGAAAACUGUCCUGUCUACAAUUAUCUCGUCAAUACUGGGUGCUUUUUCCUUCAUCCACGGUGUAGUGCUAGGAAGGAUGCUGCUGACUUUGCCAUCUGCAUGCAUGCUGGACGCAUGGACGAGCAGUUGCCAAAGCAUAUCCCUUUCACUGUACUCUCUGGAGACAAGGGCUUCGAGGAGUUGAAGAACCAGUUGAAGAAGACAAUGCGGCCAGGCCAUGUUCUGAACCCUCACCACAUGGAAGGGGAGCUGAUGUGUGCUGUAUUAAAUAGUAUAUCUGAUACCGGAAAAGAUAGUGAUGAUGAAGAUGAAGCUCUUCAAAAAACACUUGCACUGAGUUUGCAAGAAACCAAGAUAAAGGAGGAUACUGCCAAUGAAGAUGCUGAGAUUGAAGAAGCCAUUUUGAAAAGCCUCCAAGAAAGAUAACUGAGGGGCCUUGUGGAAGGCGGAAGCAAAGUUCCAUGAAUCAGAUGGGUAAAAAUUUGGAGAUGACCAAAUUCAUCAACAAAAGCAGGAAGAGUUGCUUUACCUUCCACAUUAGGUCACCACUUCUGGGAAGGAAGGAAGAUCAUUGCCUUGUCAAACAGUGUUUUUAUUUUUGUUGCAGAUAGAAAAAAGUCAAAAAGUAUGAAACCUACAGAAAUGUAUAUAAGCUGUAAUGUGUGUGUUAAAUAGGCAUUAGGUUAAAGUGUGUGGUUGCCAUUUUGGAGCCUGAGAAACUCUGUUGCUUGGAGUCAGAGUUCCAAUGGUACGUGGAUCAAUCCACAGCUUCCACGGGAAUACUUUCUGGGUUCUUCACAGAUGAGAGAUUCCUCAGUUUUAUUUUUUCCAUUGACCCUCAAGAUUUAAAAAUAUUUCAUUGAUCCCUUCUGUCAAAAACUGCAAAGGUAACAUUUCUGACCAGGCAUGUUUCUCUUUUACCUGUCUGGUUAUCAGUACUACUGUAGGAGUUAAGAGUUGCCUUUUCUUAUAAAGUAUAUUUUUUUCAAAUGCUGUACAUGUUUGAAAUUCUUUAUCAAUGUGCUAAGUUUUUUUUCUGGUUAGGUUGAAAAAUAAAGUAUGUAUUUGCUCUCCACUUUGAGUCAAUCAGUGG